Messenger RNA from Phanerochaete carnosa HHB-10118-sp, 893 nucleotides. RefSeq lists its product as uncharacterized. Lineage: Eukaryota; Fungi; Basidiomycota; Agaricomycetes; Polyporales; Phanerochaetaceae. The record is from RefSeq and is a predicted model, not a curated record. The transcript is spliced from 10 exons. The coding region runs from base 144 to 893 and encodes 249 amino acids.
CCGACAUUCAAACUGUCCGCAUGUCUCGUCCCUCGCGGGAUAUCUGGAUUUCUACGAUUUGCUAUUAAGUAGUCGACUGUUUUUGAGUGUGUCCGCCUCCUCUUCUCUUGCCCUCGUGCCACUUACCAGCUGGAGCGAACGAGAUGGUCGACUGGGGCGAUCCGGAGCUCAUUGACACGAUCAUGGUGGUGUACUCCGGGAUGUGUUGCUUUCUCUUUGGGAUGUAUCUCUGGUACCUAGCUCUGUCUUUCCACAAGGUUGAGCUGGGCCUUCUCACAGGGAGAACACAGCUGCAGCUUUCCCAUGGACCCUACCUAAUUGCACGCUACUGUUGUCUCGCGACGUUAAUCAUGCUCGUCUGGAUGCCUAUCGUUGCUAAAGCGUUCCCGUCCCCGAGCUCAUCUUGUCCUGGCACUUGGUAUACGCGAUUAGUUUUGGCCAUGGGUGAGACGGCUCUCAGCGCAGCGAGCUACAACUUAUCGUUACGCGCGAUGAUCCUUUGGAAUGAACGCAAAAUUGUCUUGUGGACGCUGCGCAUUAUCUGCCUCGGCCAGCUCGUCUACUCUUUCGUCGCCGCCAUGAUUGGAACACAGCAGCAGUGGGAUCCAAACCACACGUAUUGUACCGUCGGCAUCGUGCCCAGCGCAAAAAAUGUAAUAAUGGCCCUUCUGAUAUUUACGCUGAGCUGGGAUGCAUUCAUCCUUGUUAUGACCCUGCUCGGGAUCCGUCGGAAGCAGCUCCAGGGCUCAGCGAUCUCCGUGGCGCUGCUCACGCAGGGUAUGGGCUACGUUGCGGCGCAAGUGACGGUGAUCAUCCCUGUACUGCUCGGGUUGCUCUUGCAGUUGAAUGGCGAGUGUCUUCGUUUGCAGCUUUCUUCGGCAAGUCCUAACUGA